AGCUAUUUACCAGACCGCUCUCAACUGCACUGCGCAAUAGUCUUUUGUUUCACCUUGUGCUUUUUAAAGAAACUGGAAAUAAUGUUUUUCUCUCGCAUGCUUUUGUCUCUUUCCUUUUUGGGCUUCCUAAGCGACUUCGGCGUGUCCUGCUGUGAUGAGAACUGUGCAGACAAGCCUGUCUUCAGUCCGCCCAGAUUGGUGGUGGAGUUCGGCGCGGCAGCGUCCGCCAGCUGCUCCGUGUGCCAGACCGCUUGCCACGACAAGAAGUUUGGCCUGGAAAAAUCAGUCGGGACGGAAAACCGAACCGGGACCACCAUUUCAUGGACCAUCGACAGAAUGGACCAGUGGCCUUCAUCCGCCAUGUGCUACUACAACAUCGGCAAUGGCUCCCAGUGCUGUAGCACCCUGCCAGUGAUUGUUUAUCAGUACCCACAAAAGGUCCAUUUAGAAUGGAUCCGUCAAGACGGACCGCUGUUGGAGGGUCAACGGUACACGCUGUCCUGUGCAGUGGAGAAAGUGGCUCCGGUUAAAAAUCUGAUAGUGGAAUUCCUGGAAGGGUCCAGAUUGUUGGCUAAGUACGACAUAAAGAACAGCAGAGAGAAGAAGCCGUCUGACAAGGUGUUCAUGCACAACAUCACUGCCAGCAAAGAUAUUAAUGGUGCCUAUUACUGCUGUCAAGCCAAGCUGGAUUUAGGACCUGAGGGGCCACUCCAUCCACGUGUGGUGAAAUCUGGCACACUCUUAUCAACAGUUCACUAUAAGCCUCAGUUGAGUGGUGCGUCCGAUUUGGGACUAAUCACACUUUCAACGGGAGAUUCGCUCGGCCUCAACUGCUCCGCCGAGGGCAACCCAAGACCCUCGUACAAUUGGACCCUCCCAUCAUUGGCAUCCGCUCAAUCCCCUUUCACUGGCGACAUUUUCACCGUGGACUCAGUGACCACGGCGCAUACAGGACAGUACGUCUGCAGCGUCAGCAACAGCAUGGGGUCAACCACUGCUCACUUUAACGUGGAAGUACACGCCAACUACAUGUAUAUUAUUUUAGCGGUGGCAGCAGCGGUUGUCGCACUUGUGGUCCUCGCCUUCAUCGUCGUGUACAUCCAUUGCUACCGACUUAACAAGACUGGGAAGUACAACCUGAAAGACGUGUUGCGUUUGCACCGACCACACGUCGCCUUGCCCACCGGGGAGUUGUAAGACGGAAAAGUAGUGUGGCUGUCUCUCUCACUGUGUUUUUAUUGCUCUGUGAGUUGUGUAAUGUAAAGUACAGAAGACGACUAAGGCACAAAUCACUUUCAAUCAUCGUCCAUACUAACAUUUUACUAAGAGUGGUUUUUGCAUGAGUGAUUUUUGUUAAGAAUAUGGCACAACAAGAGCACACUUUGAUCAAACAUACUAAUAGUCUACACGCAGGAUGUUUGCCUGCAUUUUCUUUAUAUAAAUCCACUGGAAAUGUCAAAGGAUACCUAAGUAUUAGGGAUGAAACGGUUUAUGAAAAAAUGUAUAACCGUUCGGUUGACCUCACACGGCUCAGAACACGGGCGUUGUUCGGAUCACGUUUUUUCUUUGUGUUGCUAAUCAGCAGAGGUGGGACCAAGUCAUUGCUUUGCAAGUCACAAGUAAGUCUCAAGUCUUUGCCCUCAAGUCUCGAGUCAAGUCCCGAGUCAAGACAGGCAAGUCCCGAGUCAAGUCCAAAGUCAAGACUAGAAAGUCUCAAGUCAAGUCCCAAGUCCUGCAUUUUGAGUUUCGAGUCCUUUCAAGUCCUUUUAACCACAGACUAAUAUUUUUACACAGAUUGUGUAUGCUUUUAAAACGCUGUAUUUAUUUAUUAAAACAAGUGCAUUUGAAAUUGCAGGAAAAAAAAUAGUGCUGACAUUGCAAUUCAUAAUAGCACUAUUAACCAGUCAUUUUAAUAGUUUAAACAAUUUUAAACAUUUAACUCAUUCCUUUACAGAAUAAACACAUUUGCAAAAACAAACAUUAACAUACUAUUGGUUGUAUUUUAUGAAAAUAACAUUACCACAAAGUUGAGAAGGAGCAAAGAUCUUCAAUAUUUGUAUGUGAGAAUCACAAAGAAAUCUUCUGGGGGAGGAUGACGCCCCUACAGGGGUUUGGUUUACAAACUUUCUGCCCCACCUAAAACAAAAUUCACCAGCCGCCACUGAUUAUGAUGCAUUCUCAUUUUAGGAAAAGUAUAAGACAAUACUUUCUUAACAGUAUAAUUGUAACCAGGAAUAAGUCUUCAAGUAACAAUAUUCAAAUACUAACAUUGUUGGGUAAGACAGCAUUUGGUUUUAUUCUGAAUCCAGUGAAACAGAUUGGUGGUUUUAGCUGAUAUAAAGACUUUCAGGUGUUUAUAUAUGUUUAAGUAUUUGGCAGACGCUUUUAUCCAUAGCGACAUACAUAAAAAAUAGAUAUAAACAAUCACUGUAAACAUUAUCAUUUAAGGGAAGAAUGUAAUACAAAAUAUCAAUACAAAGUGUCAAGACAGAAUAAAUUCUCUGCUGCUGCAGCAACAGAGUUACAGUCUAUAGGUCCCUAAAAUAUAUAGAUAUCUAAUGUAUUCAUACAUUGUUUAUGUAGGAUAUAUGCAUGUAUAUAUAACAUAAUCAUAUUGUUUCUUCAACUUAAAAAUAGCUGACCGUUUUUUUCCCCUUCUCUGGGAUUAUAUUCCCAGUUUUGAUCUCGGACGUCUGGUCACUUAUAGCGUAUAAGAAUAUUAUAUUACUGUUAAGCAAACUAUGAAUAAUAAAAACGCCAAAACAUGUGUCCGUUAUCAUAGCUACACGUAUGACAAAAAAACGCGUGAAAAUCAGUGGUAUUCAGUGAGGUAAGAUGAAUUAAAUGCGCUGACAGUUCAUUGCUCCUGCCAAAUGAAUUGCACUGAGUGGAGAGGAUCACCACUCCAAGAUGGCGGCUCUGCGUCUCGUCUGCGCCAGUAGGCAGUAGCGCUCAAUGCUGCGUACCCUUAGAACAUGUCUAUGGUUAUAACGUUAGCAGUGAGUUUGCAGCCUCACUGAUUUAACUACACAGCAAAUAAAAGUCAUGUUACUUAGCCAAUAAACGUUAUCUUACAUUCAAAACUUACCCUUCUUUGUGCAACUUCAAAUGUCGAACGAAGUUGGAAGUUGUUGCGUCUCCGUCUGUAAUAUUCGAACUGCGUGAUUUGCAUACGGCAAUUCGUUUUUUGUUGACCAAGUCGUAGUUGUUAUACCCGAACGAAACCAACUUUGGCAUAAUUGUUUCUCACUGCCGCAUUGUUUGACAACUCUUGUUCGGUGGUUGUCCUGCAAUUGGAUUGGAUGAGAGCUGUGUGAUGAAAACAACGUAGAUUUAAUUUGAUUGGCUGUUGUACUGACAGCACACACGCUGACAAGCAGCACACACGCUUAUAGACACAGACGUAUAAAAUGAAAGAUACGGAGCGCUCCCAAAUAACUUUUUAAGGUUUGGGUUUUGGGGAAAGUAGCAAGUCAUGUCAAGUCAAAAGGCUCAAGUCCAAGUGAAGUCACAAGUCAUUGAUGUUAAAGUCUAAGUCGAGUUGCAAGUCUCUUUACAUUUUGUCAAGUCGAGUCUAAAGUCAUCAAAUUCAUGACUCGAGUCUGACUCGAGUCCAAGUCAUGUGACUCGAGUCCACACCUCUGCUAAUCAGUAUGGAGAGUAGCACCCUACGAUUUCCACGUUAACGGAACGGCGGACGGAAUCACGGAAUUGGCCAAUAAAAACGGAAUCUACUACUUAACGCGGAAAAAUCGUGGAAAUUGACGUAAGGUGACUGAAAUGCGGUCAUCGUGAGGAGUAAUUGUGUUAAUUGUGUAAUUGUGCUUAUGUAACAAAAUUUCGUUCUUAUCUGUGCUGUAAAGUUCAAAUUUGAAUGACAAUAAAAAGGAAGUCUAAGUCUUAACGGUGACACGUGCGCGUCCUCACAAACAUUCAACCACUCCCACUAAAACUAUACUUUUUACUCACCACAAUGGAUCUACGCCAGCACUCUCGCCUGCCUCUUUUUGGACAAGCACUAAGGAGCCACCUCAAAAACAAGUGUGCGAAAAAACUAAAAAACGAAUCUCUUACCCCAAAGAGCCGAACAGUUACCAAAAUACUUCUUUGUCGUCCAAAAGAAGAGUGAAAAGCGCAGUGCCAAUGCAAUGUUAGCCAUCUGCUGUUGACCACCGAUGCCAGGGAUUGUAGUAUCUUAACCCUGUAACACCCCUUGUUGUAAAAUUACAACAUUACCUUUAACCAUCCUAAAAAACAAUCCGUUAUAUACAUGUAUAUAUAUAUUUUAUUUUUUUUACCACAUUUACAUAGUCAUUGGGUCCUAUUGUUCAGUCUCACAAGGCUAUUGGAUCGUAAAUUGGUUUAUAAGUCACGCCUUCUGGCCAUGAACUCACACAACCUCUCAAGGUUUCCUUAGAACAACAUCUAUUUGUUUCAUUGGACUGGAUUCAUCAGAUUCAAGUAAAUAAAAUGUCUUUUAUAUUUUUUGGGGUUGUUAUUACAAUGUCUAGAGCAUGUGCAUAUGUAGUUAUUGUGGAACAGAUGUAUAAAAUUUCAUUUAGAGCUUGUUAUAUAAUUGUUGUAAUUAUACAACACUGGGUGAAUGUGGUAGUCAAAAUGCUGGCUUGUUGCAGUGGGUUCAAAAAGGUUGUAUUCCCUCCACUACAUCACUGCCUGAAGUAUUUUCUCUAUACAUGGAUAGUAUACAUUCUACCCUUGUGUUUUGUUCAAAUGCCUCCUACAACAACAUCUAAAAGGUCAAAUAUUUUUAUUUUUUCAGGUUUUUCUAUAUUUGGGUCUUACAGGGUUAAAGGGGUCAUAUUGUGAUUGUUUCCCUAAAUUUAAAACACUUCCUUGUGGUCUACAUCAGUGUUUUUCAACCUUUUUUGAGCCAAGGUGCAUUUUUUUCAUUGGAAAAAUUCUGGAGGCACACCACCAGCAGAAAUCAUUAAAAAAUGAAACUCAGUAGACAAUAAAAAAGUCAUGGUCACAAUUGUUGGAUAUGAAUUUAAACCAUAAUGAACCACGCAUCAAUAUAGCUCUUGUCUCAAAGUAGGUGUACUGUCACCACCUGUCACAUCACGCCCUGACUUAUUUGGAGUUUUUUGCUGUUUUCCUGUGUGUAGUGUUUUAGUUCUUGUCUUGCGCUCCUAUUUUGGUGGCUUUUCCUGUCGCAGUUUCAUGUCUUCCUUUGAACGCUAUUCCCCCGCACCUGCUUGGUUAGCAAUUAAGAAUAUUUUAAGUUUUUGCUAUCUUUUUUUGUGUGGACAUUGUUGUCAUGUUAUGUACGGAUGUACUUUGUGGACGCCAUCUCUGCUCCACAUGCUGUAAGUUUUUGCUGUCGUCCAGCAUUCUGUUUUUGUUUACUUUGUAGGCAGUUCAGUUUUAAUUUUGUUCUACAUAGCCAUCACUAAGCUUUAAUGCCUUUUCUUAGGGGCACUCACUUUUUGUUUAUUUUUUCGGUUUAAGCGUUUGAUACCUUUUUACCUGCAUGUUUUUCUUGUUUCUUGCAUUGAACAAAGAACAGUGCCAGGUCGAAUUCCUUUUGUUGCAUACUUGGCCAAAAAUGGCGAUUCUGAUUCUGACUAUAACUUUGGACUACAACUGUAUGUCGCAAAAGUCUUUGAGUAAACCGAUGGACCCCACCCUAAACAUGCACAAUCUGUGGGUGAAAAGGCGCAUGUAAAAUGUCAAUUAAGGAAUGACUAGAAGAGCCUGAACUUUAAAAAAAACUAUUCUUAGCCGUUUUCUGCGUUGUCACUGUCAAUAAUACAGAGGCAAACUUCCCCAUUUUGUCCCUGUGACGCAGUGGAAAAGUGCUUGUCUUGCAAAAAAAUUGACACUGGGCUCAAAACCAGGUUAAAGUUCCCGUUGUAAGGUUGAUAUAUUUUUAUUUUUCAGUAAAAAAUAUUAUUGAACUGUUCAUUUCCCAUAAAUUUGUUUUAGUAUAAAGCAUGCAACAAACGUCAUUUAAGUUUGAUUAAAGCAAGUAUACAAAUAUUUUCUGAGAACCAAAAAAAAUGUAAAAAACAAAUUUUGCGUAAAACCCCACUUUAGCCUGGAGUGGCCCUGGGUAAACCUCUGUCAUAUAUGGACAUAUCCCCUGAUGAAACUACGACAAAUGACGUAACUAAAGUCUCAGAUUCCAAACCUCUCGUUUGAAGCAAGUUUGGAAGAAGGCAAGAUUGUUUUAUAAAUAUAUCCCCCAUGUCUCCAAGGUUAUUAUGUUACAACAUGAUUAGGCUUUAAUUUAAAAUUCUGGGCAAAAUUGUCCAACAAUGUAAGGUUGCUUGCUUUUCAUUCAAGGUUCAGAGCUUUAGGGGCCAUUUUUAAGUUGUAUUUUCCAAGGUAGUUUUGCAAGAACCACAACUGAUAAAAAGUACCGGAUGAUUAUCGGAGUAUAUGGUGUUAAAAAGAACAACAGUGUAAACCAGGGGUCACCAACCUUUUUGAAACCAAGAGCUACUUCUUGGGUACUGAUUAAUGCGAAGGGCUACCAGUUUGAUACACACUUAAAUAAAUUGCCAGAAAUAGCCAAUUUGCUCAAUUUACCUUUAACUCUAUGUUAUUAUUAAUAAUUAAUGAUAUUUACACUUAAUUGAACGGUUUAAAAGAGGAGAAAACACGAAAAAAAUGACUAUUAAAUUUUGAAACAUAGUUUAUCUUCAAUUUCGACUCUUUAAAAUUCAAAAUUCAACCGAAAAAAAGAAGAGAAAAACUAGCUAAUUCGAAUCUUUUUUUAAAAAUAAAAAAAAAACAAUUUAUGGAACAUCAUUAGUAAUUUUUCCUGAUUAAGAUUAAUUUUAGAAUUUUGAUGACAUGUUUUAAAUAGGUUAAAAUCCAAUCUACACUUUGUUAGAAUAUAUAACAAAUUGGACCAAGCGAUGAGGUGGCGACUUGUCCAGGGUGUACCCCGCCUUCUGCCCGAUUGUAGCUGAGAUAGGCUCCAGCGACCCCAAAGGGAAUAAGCGGUAGAAAAUGGAUGGAUGGAUGGAUGGAUGGACCAAGCUAUAUUUCUAACAAAGACAAAUCAUUAUUUCUUCUAGAUUAUCCAGAACAAAAAUUUCAAAAGAAAUUCAAAAGACUUUGAAAUAAGAUUUAAAUUUGAUUCUACAGAUUUUCUAGAUUAGCCAGAGUAAUUUUUUUGAAUUUUAAUCAUAAUAAGUUUGAAGAAAUAUUUCACAAAUAUUCUUCAUUGAAAAAACAGAAGCUAAAAUGAAGAAUUAAAUUAAAAUGUAUUUAUAAUUCUUUACAAUAAAAAAAAAAUGUACUUGAACAUUGAUUUAAAUUGUCAGGAAAGAAGAGGAAGGAAUUUAAAAGGUAAAAAGGUAUAAGUGUUUAAAAAUCCUAAAAUCAUUUUUAAGGUUGUAUUUUUUCUCUAAAAUUGUCUUUCUGAAAGUUAUAAGAAGCAAAGUAAAAUAAUUAAUGAAUGUAUUUAAACAAGUGAAGACCAAGUCUUUAAAAUAUUUUCUUGGAUUUUUUAAAUUCUAUUUGAGUUUUGUCUCUCUUAGAAUUAAAAAUGUCGAGCAAAGCGAGACCAGCUGCUAGUAAAUAAAUAAAAUUUAAAAAAUAGAGGCAGCUCACUGGUAAGUGCUGCUAUUUGAGCUAUUUUUAGAACAGGCCAGCAGGCUACUCAUCUGAUCCUUACGGGCUACCUGGUGCCCGUGGGCACCGCGUUGGUGACCCCUGGUGUAAACCGAAAUGAACCAAACACCAUGUCUUAAAUCCGUAAUAAGAUCCGAACCAUGGAUUUUUUUCACCGUUCCACUCCUACUAGGUAUACUUUUAAAGAUAAGUCCAUGAAAUUUUGAUGGGAAUCCACUUAACUUCAUAGGAUAAAUGUCACUUUUUUAUUGUUACGUAAUCUUGUAUCAGAAUCUUUGAGGUCAAAUCCACUUUUGUAAAGAUUCUGGGAUAUUUAAUUGAAAACAAUUAUAAAUGUACGGUAAAUAAAACCAGUGUUUAAACUCACAGUAAAUUUCAGUGAGUCUUUGUCAGUUACUGUAAUAUAGACUCUUUAAUUUGUUGUGAAAUGACUGACCUGCCUUUGAACUGUAAAAAGCUGAAUUCCCAAAAUAGGCACAGCCAUUUGUGUAUUUUGUUUACCACCACCGCAACGCCAUCAAGGAGCUUUUUGGACUUGAUGGCAGAUCAUGUGUUCAAAGAAAAAGUAAUGUGCUUCUUUUUUUGUCAAAGGGGGCGUAACUUUGAUUAGAUUGCAUAAAAUAACUGUAAGGUCCCCUGCAGGUGCAAGUAGUGUGCAAUAUUCAACUGCUGCUCUCUUCCUUUAUGGUGUAACUGUAACACAACACUUGUACCAUCAAUAUAUGUCCACAAUGUCCCCCUUUUUUAAAAAUAUUGCCACCAAAGUGAUGGAACCUGGAACCAUCUUUGCAUACUGUCCUUAGGGCAGUUAGUGUUUCCGUGUUUUUCAGUUUAUUUGUGGCCUGAGGUCAAAGUGAUGAAUAAACACAUGUUAUAUUAUAUUAAUAAUAAUAAUGUUGUGAACACUUUUAUGUGACCUACAUAUAUACUAUAUUUUCAAACAUGUGACUUUAUUGAAUGCAUUUUCUAUCAACUAUUAUUUCUAUAAAAACAAUGUUCUAUGCAGAAAUGUUCUAUCCCCUGUGUUGUACAGUAAAAUAAAAUCAUUUUCAA
Messenger RNA from Entelurus aequoreus (snake pipefish), 8658 nucleotides. RefSeq names its product nectin-4-like. Lineage: Eukaryota; Metazoa; Chordata; Actinopteri; Syngnathiformes; Syngnathidae. Gene Ontology annotation, biological process: cell adhesion. The record is from RefSeq and is a predicted model, not a curated record. Gene Ontology annotation, molecular function: integrin binding. The transcript is spliced from 5 exons. Bases 82 to 1197 code for a protein of 371 amino acids.